AUGGGUGAAACACACAGAGGAACUAGAGCGAAUUUGGCAACCUAUGCUGUUGACCGAUUCCGUACACGUUCUCACGCUUAUGUUGAACCCGACGAGAGGAUUAUUCCGAAUCUCCAAGCAUGUGGCUUCGGACAUAUCAUAAAAGUCAGCAACAACACCAUAGACAGAAAAUUCAUCCUUGCCUUACAAGAGCGAUGGAGGCCUGAAACCCACACAUUUCAUCUUCCAAUAGGUGAGUGUACUGUUACUCUAGAGGAUGUUUAUAUGUUACUUGGUCUGCCCAUUGAUGGCAAGGCUGUUAAUGGAUCUGUUCAACAUGCUAAUUCAAUGUGUGUGAGAGUGUUGGGAAGAGAUCUAGUUGAGCCUACUCAAGGUUCAAGAGGCCAGGGUAUCAGUCUGGCCUCCCUUAGAGCUUACUAUGAUGAACUCUUCUUUAUGGACAACUCUACCGAGGAGCAUGUUUGGUUAAUGACUAAGGUCUAUAUAAUGCUGAUGUUUGGUAAACUUUUAUUCCCGGAGUCGACAGGUAACACUGUCAACUUUUUCUAUUUAAGUAAAUUUGAUAGUAUUAGCAAGAUUAGGAAAUAUAGUCGGGGGUCCGCCGUUUUGGCGAUGUUAUACCAGUCUCUUUAUAAGAACGCGGUUGCCGAGAAGUGCACCUUCUAUGGAUUAGCGUUCCUCCUACAAGUAUGGGGUUGGUGGAGAAUGCCGACGCUAUCCCCUGCAGGCAGGAACAACUACACGUUCUGUGGUCCUAAAUUGGAUUACAGUAAGAAUCCGAGGGGGAGUGUUGUUUUGUAUCGGGACCUAAUUGAUCACCUCCGAGCUGAAGAUUUUAAUUGGAGACCAUACUUGUUGCUGGACCAUGAGCCAAACGAGAGUGACCGGGAAGUUUGGACUGCAGUAGUACCGAUAAUAAGGUUCAACAUCGUGGAGAUGCACCAAUCUGACCGUGUGAGACUGCAGUUUGGCAUGCAUCAACCGAUCCCGGAUCCCCCCACUGAUUUGGGUCGCUGGCAUAUUAAAAGAGUUAACAAUCAAUGGGACCACACAGAUUAUCGUACAUUCGCACCUGAAUUUUGUGAGAUGUGGAAGCAGCGUCGCAGCCGUCUGCUACAAUUCCCUGUUGCCCAACUCCCCAUGUUUCCAACCGCGGGAUACCUUGCUUGGUAUAGAACAGUCACAACCCCCGAUAUGAGGUCCCAUGGGCCUCUUCUUCUUCAUUUUUACACAGGGAUGGGUGGCGCAAAGGGGAAGAAGGUUUCCAUGGUCUCAUGCUCUCGUGGAGUCGAGGAGGUGAAGAAGAAGAAUAAGGAGGUCUCUGCUGGGUCUGCUGGGCCGGACGCGCAGCCUCAGUCUUCAGGUGUGAGGGUCGUGACUAAUGUUGACAGCUCUGAGACGGAAUGGGAUAAAGACUGGUAUCAAUACCUUCAUUCAGAGGAGUUCGCGCGCCGGGAAAAAUGA
Vicia villosa (hairy vetch) is the source of this 1464-nucleotide messenger RNA. RefSeq names its product serine/threonine-protein phosphatase 7 long form homolog. Gene Ontology annotation, biological process: meristem maintenance; meristem development. The transcript has 5 exons. Bases 1 to 1464 code for a protein of 487 amino acids. The record is from RefSeq and is a predicted model, not a curated record. NCBI's taxonomy places the organism in Eukaryota, Viridiplantae, Streptophyta, Magnoliopsida, Fabales, Fabaceae.